Triticum aestivum (bread wheat) is the source of this 2535-nucleotide messenger RNA. RefSeq lists its product as uncharacterized. The transcript is spliced from 3 exons. NCBI's taxonomy places the organism in Eukaryota, Viridiplantae, Streptophyta, Magnoliopsida, Poales, Poaceae. The record is from RefSeq and is a predicted model, not a curated record. Bases 1 to 2466 code for a protein of 821 amino acids.
AUGGAGAACAAGCCAAGCGAGCAUCUCAAUAACAUAUUCACAAUAACACCCACAAAUGGAUCUGGAUAUCUUGACAAUGAUACGAUAAAGCAGACCAUAAUUGCACAAGAAGCUACAUUCCGGGAACAGGUCAUAGAACUUCAUCGCGUGUACAACGUUCAAAAGAACCUAAUGGAAUUAGAAUGCCAAAGAGGUGAAUUAAGUAAGCAUUCUCAAGAGAAAAUGUAUUCAUCACCAUAUGGGCGUAUAAGAACAGUCAGGCAAGUUGAGCCUCCUGCUGGACAUGAUAUGAAGAAACCAUCCAAAAAAUUCAUGAAGGGAAAAGAUUUAGUGUGUAGUUCAAACGGAGUUUCUAUGAGGCAUAGCAGUAGUAGGCCCACACAAGAAAAACUGGCCUUUCAGGUUUCAGAUGAUGCACAUGCCAAUAAUACUGAUGAUGAUGUGGUGAUACUAUCGGAGAAGCCUGCAAAUAGUUCAGUAAGAAAUAAAAGUUCAUCUCCUGGUACAAAUGUGAAGGACCUUCAGGUUCCAGCUGAUGCACAUGACGAUGACAAUGAUGAUGAUGAUGUGGUGAUACUAUUAGAGAAGCCUACAGAUAGGUGGCCAAUAACUAAUGGUUCAAUUCUUGGUACAAAUGCGAAGGACCUUCAGGUUCAAGCUGAUGCACAUGCAAAUGAUAGUGAUGAUGAUGUAGUAAUAUUGUCAGAGAAGCAUGCAAAAAGUUUGCCAAGAAAGCAUGGUUCAAUUCUUGGUACAAAUUUGAAGAACAUUCUGGUUCCAAUCAGUGCACAUGUUUAUGAUUGUGAUGAUGAUGUGGUGAUACUAUUAGAGAAGUCUGCAAACAAUUUGCCAAGAAAUAAUGGUUCAAUUCUUGGUAUAAAUGUGAAGCUUAACAGUGAGGGCUCCUCACGCGUGAAUAAGGAGUGGACCAAUAGUUUACAACCAUCAGAUGUAUCAACAACGAAUGUUUUGAACAAAGAAGUUGUAGGGCCAUCUAGUAAUAUGGAAACAACAAACUUCCCAAGUGUGGGAAGUUCAAGUUCUCAGAACCAGGUCUAUUCAUUCGCAGGAGUGACCCUGAACCUCCCAGAUGUGAAGCUUGAAAUUGAGCCAUCCUCGCAUGUGAAAAAGAACCAUGUUAGUGGUUUACAACAAUCACAUGUCUCAACAUUGAAUGCUUUCAAUACAAAAGUGGUAGGGUCAUCUAGUACUAUGAAAAUAGAAGACUUCCCAAGUGUGGGUGCCUCCAGUUCCCAAAACCAGUGUUAUUCAUCGCUAGGAUUGGACCUGAACCUCCCAAGCUUAGAAGAUACCUUGAAUGGAAAGCAUGUGGGUGCAGCCAUUGAUUCAAACUUCUUGGUUGCAAAUGAGGAAACACAACAUAACAAUUCAUACAUCCACAAAAAAUAUGAUCGAAGCAAUGUCAUGGAAUGCUUCACACAUGAGAAAAAAAGUGUUGAUUCCUCAACCACAAAUGAUAUGUCCAGUUGUAGCAUCCGCAAUCCAAAAACAUUUGUAGCAUCCAGCUCCAAUGCUACAUCCAAAUCUCUACGGAAAAGCAACACUAAAGAUUACAAGAAUGGUUGCCUUCCAACAUUACAAGAAUAUUGCCGCCUUCCAACACCAAAGACUACACAACCUGGAGGGGGUCAAUAUCAAAAGCAAUCCCGGUUCUAUAAUUGUGUAGAGGACAUGAAUCUGAGCAAUGGUCCUCGAGAUGCAACUGCCACUCCGGGAGAAGCAAGAGAGGAUACCCCAAUGGAAAUCUCGUGGGUCAAAAAGAAGUUGCUAAACAUGAGGAAGGGAAUCUCCAUGAAAAAGUCACAAGUGCCAUCAAAUUAUGCAACUGGGCAUUCCCAUAUUUUGCCUAGUUCCAUGGCUUACUCAGAAGGUAGUUCAAAAAUUCUUGGUUACCCUAUUAAUACAACCACUGAGAAAGAUCCUCAACUCUCAUGCAUUAUGCACAAGGGCACAGACGACAUGUCCUCGAGUAAGGGUGUAGCUAACAUGGAAAUGCAAUUCCAUAAAAAGGAUGACACCAAUGCCAGGAAUCCCAUUGACCUGAAUGUUGCACUACCAUUCAUGGAUGAAAUGGAGAUAGAUGCCCACGCGCCAGAAAGCAACACUAUUCCUCAAGAACCAGAUGAUUCUUCUAAUGAAGAUCAUGUUGUGACUGCUGCGAAGAAUCUUAUGGCCAUGCAUAAGGUUGAGUUCCAAGCAGGAUUACCUGGAGGUAAUAACAAUGAUGAUGACUCUGAAGCUAUUGAACAACAUCUGUUUAAAACCAAACACCACAUUAGCAGCUCAACUCUAUUAUCCAAAGAGAAUAAGAGGAGCAAAGACCAUGGUGUUGCUUCAGCUUCAACCUCGAAUGUCCAAUUCAAGCGCAUCAACACCUCCAGAAGGACGUUAUGCCAGGUACCCAGGAUUCUAGAUGAUGCCUACCAUAGGUCAAAGAGAAAUUAAGAUUUCUUCACUCAUGAGAACUUCAUAAAAGUAGUUUUUCGGUGAUGAAUUUACUGAGAAUUAAGGAAC